This is a messenger RNA of Suillus paluster, 1641 nucleotides long. RefSeq lists its product as uncharacterized. The record is from RefSeq and is a predicted model, not a curated record. The transcript is spliced from 5 exons. Lineage: Eukaryota; Fungi; Basidiomycota; Agaricomycetes; Boletales; Suillaceae. Bases 117 to 1430 code for a protein of 437 amino acids.
AAGAAGAAUCAGACAUCCAGCAUGCGCUGGCGGACCCGGCGUUUAUAGACACACUCGUGGAGUUGUGCGUGGCUUCUGAGAUUCUUGUGCGCGACUGUGCACAGGAUUUGGGUGCAAUGAAGAAAGAAGGGGAUGAUGGUGUAGACCAGGUUGCGGUGGAAGGUCAGAGUGAGCUUGACGAACAGGAAACUAACGCUCCUUUCCAAACAGCACGCAAAACCCUCUUCUCGACCCUCCGUGUCCUUACGCUUCUCCCGGCUUCCACAUCCUCUAAAUCCCGUCCUUCAUCCUCGUACUCCCACCCUUCACCAACAUAUUCUCAUACCCUGCAUCCUUCCUGGACACCAAGCGACACAGCCCUAUCACUGGUCACACGGGUUGUGUUACGUGCACAAGCUGGAUGGGUUGGGAGUCUUGGCGGUGAUGGGGUCAAAGGGGAACAAGAUGAUGACGAACCGAUGCAGGGGAACGAAGAGCAUGAGAGGAAAUCGGAACAUCUAACGGACGCAGAUACGUCCUCCUCACCCGCGCCCUCCCAACGUGAAUCUACACGUUCGCCUCGAAAACGGGCGCCGUUUCCUGUUCCUUCACCGUCCAAAUCUGUGCAUAAACCGUUGUCUUCGAGCAGGAUGAAUACAUCGAGUAACACCCGUAGACAAAGUACGUUGAAUGGAAGCGGUACUCCAAGUAAAGGUACCAGCACACCGAGCCAAGUAAUUGGCAUGGGUAAAGGGAAAAGCAAGGCCACAUUAGUCCCGACGUAUUCCCUCACGCGUGUUGAAUCCUUCGACUUGCUUUGUCUCGCGCUUGGGUUGCUUCUGAACUGGGCCUCUGGGGGUAUUGAAGGAGAAGAAGUCAGUGAGGGGAUGGGACGCAUUCCAUUUUCCACAGUUCUCAAUCCCGCCUGCUCUGCCACUCGCGGCUGCGCACACAUCUGUUCAUGCCCUACUUCCUCCCAGGAAAUAAUUUACCUGACCAUGAACGUAAACUCCCCUCGGAUGUCGAUCAAAAGUCAUCGUCUACGAGUCAGAAGCAAAAGUCUUCCUCUGGGAGUCGUAGCUGCCCCCCUACCUCUCCUAGGGUAUACUGCUGUCCUGCUCGGCCUCCUCUGCACAUCCGCACCCCCGCGAGGAAUCCGAGUGCUACCCACUAAUCGAUCACUCAUAUUUGGCGACGUUCCCCUAGAGUCACUCAUUGGAGACGUGCAAGACUUUUUGGCGUUGUAUGACGAUCUCGAGGGAGAGUUCAAUAGCGAGGGUGAUAUUGUGGAUGUAGAUGUGAAUAUGGGUUCAGAUGGGGACAGGCUGUGUAGUAUGGGACGGGGACAAGGUGGAGGAAGGGGGCGGGGCAAAGCACUGGAGAAGAGGAGCGAAGAUAUAGCGCGUGGGGUGUUGAGGUCGUUAGAGGCACUGCGAGGCGAUGGAAUAUGAGAUAGUCGAUCCUUGCUUCCGAUUGAAAGGUCUGAAGAUGCUUUGCUAAUGAUAAACUCAUUCGCAUCCUGAUCACGGAAGGUUAAUUAGUCGUCGGUGUCAGAGACGAACAGUGAAGCGAUAAAGCGCAUGGUUUGACAUUGAGAUAAUGUCACACUGUUAGGGUUGGGGAACCACCUACGUUACUUUAGGCGCGGAAUUCACGUUGAUU